CCUCUCCCACUCUCCCCAUUCGCUUUCCUCUUCCAUCGUCAGAAUCAAAUUCGACGGCCGGCGGAUCAACGAAUCAAUAUCCUAAAUUCUGCCGGAGUUAGGAUUCGUUCUCUCUUCUGCUCCCUGAAUUCUGAUUUCUGAAGCUUUUUCUUUGGGAUAGAGGAGGAGGAGGAGGUUGUGAACAAUGUCCGAUGCGUUCUGCUCCGACUGCAAGCGUCAGACGGAGGUUGUCUUCGAUCACUCUCCCGGAGACACCAUGCGCUCUGAGUGCGGCCUUGUGCUCGAGUCGCACUCCAUCGAUGAGACCUCCGAGUGGAGGACUUUUGCCAAUGAGUCUGGGGAUAACGACCCGGUUCGUGUUGGUGGACCGUCCAACCCGCUUUUGGCUGACGGUGGCCUUUCCACGGUGAUUGCCAAGCCUAAUGGUACGGCCGGGGAGUUCUUGUCCUCGUCAUUAGGUCGGUGGCAGAAUCGUGGGUCUAAUCCAGAUCGAGGGUUGAUUCUUGCAUUCAAGACAAUUGCUACUAUGUCUGAUAGGUUGGGCCUUGUUGCAACCAUUAAGGAUCGGGCGAAUGAGAUAUAUAAAAGAGUUGAAGAUCAAAAGUCUAGUAGAGGAAGAAAUCAAGAUGCUUUAUUGGCUGCUUGCUUAUACAUUGCUUGUCGACAAGAAGACAAACCCCGCACAGUUAAGGAAAUUUGCUCUGUUGCUAAUGGGGCAACAAAGAAGGAGAUUGGCCGAGCAAAAGAAUACAUCGUGAAACAGUUGGGGUUGGAGACGGGUCAGUCUGUGGAGAUGGGAACGAUACAUGCUGGAAACUUUAUGAGGCGUUUUUGUUCUAAUCUUGGCAUGAAUAAUCAAGCUGUUAAAGCUGCCCAAGAAGCUGUACAGAAAUCUGAAGAGUUCGAUAUUAGGAGAAGCCCAAUAUCCAUUGCUGCAGCAGUUAUUUACAUUAUUACUCAGCUUUCAGAUGAUAAGAAGCCUCUAAAAGACAUAUCGGUAGCUACCGGUGUUGCGGAAGGGACGAUCAGAAACUCGUAUAAAGAUCUGUACCCGCAUGUUUCGAAGAUAAUACCGGGGUGGUAUGCUAAAGAGGAGGAUCUUAAGAACCUGUGCAGUCCUUGAAAUGUAACUGAAGUUGGAAUUAGUUUUUUUGAGGCUUGUGUAUUUAAACUCUUUGAGAUUACAAAGAGAGGUAGAAUGAAAAUGUCCCCCUUCCCUGCU
Messenger RNA from Cucurbita maxima (winter squash), 1222 nucleotides. Its product is annotated as transcription initiation factor IIB-2-like. The transcript has 7 exons. Gene Ontology annotation, cellular component: nucleus; transcription preinitiation complex. The record is from RefSeq and is a predicted model, not a curated record. Gene Ontology annotation, molecular function: TBP-class protein binding. Bases 185 to 1123 code for a protein of 312 amino acids. Gene Ontology annotation, biological process: transcription preinitiation complex assembly; DNA-templated transcription initiation. NCBI's taxonomy places the organism in Eukaryota, Viridiplantae, Streptophyta, Magnoliopsida, Cucurbitales, Cucurbitaceae.